UUGACACGCGAGAUCAGGAGUGCCAAGGCACUAACACGUUUGCCGGUGGAAUUUCAGCGGAUGAGUUACAUGAUUGUAACAAAGAGACCUGAGACGGGAACAUCGCUGUAGUUCUCUCACAUUCAGCAUAACCCAUCUCAUUCACCAGGAGGUUGUGCUGAGCGUUGCAAUGAACUUCCAGAAUCAAGAAAACACCCGGGCCCGCGCUUCUACCAACUGGCGGCGCAGAGACGCAGGCGGGACGCCUUCCGCUUUCCAGCCAAGAAACGCUCAGAAUAACCAUGAAGGGGCUGAUCCAGGCAGCGCUCAAGCGACUGAACCACUGAGACAAGGCUUUAGAGAUUUGGGGAGGCCAUCCGCAUCUCCGUCCCAAUCUCAAUCACCAACUGAUGAUCGAACCGCCCAAGCCAUUGCGGAUGGCCGUCGAAUCUACGUAGGGAACCUCCUCUAUCAUGCGAAGACAGAGGACGUGGAAGCUCUCUUUGGCGACGGCGACUACACCAUCGAUCGUAUAGUCAUGUCCUUGGAUCCUUUCACGGGUCGAAAUCCCUCAUACUGCUUCGUUGAGCUGGCGAACAAAGAGCAAGCCGACUGGGCGAUGGAAAGGCUGAAUGGAAGGAAGCUCCUGGGGCGGCCGGUCAAGAUUAAACCAUGUAUUCCACGCAGAGCUGAUCGACAACCACCUUCUGGACCACCGAGCACUCGUAACACACUUCCAGACCGGUGGGAGCGAGACGACGCCCAGAGUCAUUGGGUAGGCGCUGGGAUGCCAGGACGUCGGCUGUUUGUUGGAAAUCUUCGAAAGCCACGCAGCCAGGCCGAUUCGAACGCGGAGAUCGCACAGCUGUUCGCUGGAUUUGCAGUCGAAGCCAUUAGCAAAGUCAUAUCGGGUUCUUCAGGGGAUACGUAUUACGCCUUCGUGGACCUUGCCACGAAAGAAGAGGCCGAAACGGCGGCGCGCGCAGUGGAUGGUACUACUACAUCCUGGGGAACCAUCAAAGUCAACAAAGCCAGACAGGAUCACGCAUGGAAGGUCCACGAGCGGGAAUCGUUUGAUCGAUCGCGCGAAGGAGUAAAGCUGCCUUGAUGGUGGGAAUGAUUCUACACAGCAGACCAGAACUUGGACCGGAUGUCUUGAAGAAGGAACACAAUACUGCAAUAGGAGAGGUGCUGUCUCGGCAAUUCUGUUCCGUGCCACAUGGCGGAGAAUUUGUGCACGAU
Molecule: messenger RNA, 1221 nt
Organism: Mytilinidion resinicola
Lineage: Eukaryota; Fungi; Ascomycota; Dothideomycetes; Mytilinidiales; Mytilinidiaceae
Product: RNA-binding domain-containing protein
Exons: 2
Coding region: 170-1087 (305 amino acids)
Molecular function (GO): RNA binding
Source: RefSeq, a predicted model, not a curated record